Messenger RNA from Acanthochromis polyacanthus (spiny chromis), 2847 nucleotides. It is a transcript of the gene spock1, whose product is annotated as SPARC (osteonectin), cwcv and kazal like domains proteoglycan 1. Lineage: Eukaryota; Metazoa; Chordata; Actinopteri; Pomacentridae. The transcript has 12 exons. Gene Ontology annotation, molecular function: protein binding; calcium ion binding. The coding region runs from base 232 to 1611 and encodes 459 amino acids. The record is from RefSeq and is a predicted model, not a curated record.
UGAGAGAGUAGAGGGAGAGAGAGAGGAGGCGGUGUCUGGUGACCGAGGAGGAGGAGAAAGAAAGAAGGAAAGCUCCCGGACCCGGUCCACUCGUCCUCGCUGCUCCCGCUUCUGUUUUUUUUAGCCGUGAAUCCCCCUAAAAGCUGUCGGGUUCUACAACUGGAGCGCCCGGGGCAGUGGACUUAUUUCCCCCCGGAAUCAGAAUUGGACACCAACGAAGUAUCCCAGAAGAUGUUCCUCUUUCUGCUACCUGUCGUGGCUCUCUUGCUGAGCGGAGAAACGCUGGUCUCCGGCAACAGUAACGAGAAAUGGCUGGGCACCGUGGCUCAGUACAACAAGGACAGAUCCUGGAACAGAUUCAGAGAUGAUGACUACUUCAAAAGCUGGGCUCCUGCCAAGUCUCUCGACCAAGAACGAGUGGCUGAACCUGGCAGAUAUGGAGACCCAGGAACUAAAUCCCAUGCUGGCUCAGCCAAGAAGACGGUACAAGAUGGCCCAGAUGCCACCAAGGAUCCCUGUCUGAAGGUGCGCUGUCCUCCUCACAAAGUGUGCGUCAGCCAUGACUACCAGACAGCCAUCUGCACCAAUCACAAGCAGCCAGCCCACAGUGUGAAACCCAGGAAAGGCAGUGUAGGCCACAAACACAGACUGGAAGCUAGUGCUCAUGGGAAAUGUAGGCUGUGCUCAUCCCUCCAGUCAACUCCUGUAUGUGGCUCUGAUGGACACACUUACUCCUCCAAGUGUAAGCUGGAGUUCCAGAGCUGCCUGUCUGGGAAAAUGAUCUCAGUAAAAUGUGAUGGACUGUGUCCCUGCUUGCCCGGCCAGCACCUCAGCAAACCACAGCACCAUACUGAGAGGGCUGGCGAGUACUCUUGCACUGACACUGAGCUCCACAGUCUGGCUGCCAGACUGAAGGACUGGUUUGGAGUUCUCCACCUCGACGCCAACAGAGACCUCAAAUCCUCUGACAGCUUUGACUCCACCGCUGGACACUUUGACACCAGCAUCUUGCCUAUCUGUAAGGACUCGCUGGGCUGGAUGUUCAACAAGCUGGACAUGAACUUUGACCUCCUGCUCGAUCAAUCAGAGCUGAGUGCCAUCUACCUGGACAAGUAUGAGCUGUGCAUGAAGCCUCUCUUCAACUCCUGCGAUUCCUUCAAGGAUGGCAAACUGUCUAACAACGAGUGGUGCUACUGUUUCCAAAAGCCUGAAGGACUGCCUUGUCAAACUGAGAAGAGCAGGAUCCAGAAUCAGAGUCGAAGAAAGAGCCUCAUAGGUUCAUAUAUUCCCCGCUGUACUGAUGAGGGCUACUUCAAACCAACCCAGUGUCACAGCAGCACUGGUCAGUGUUGGUGUGUGGACAAAUACGGCAACGAGAUUGCCGGUUCUAGAAAACAAGGCAACCCCAACUGCGAUGAGGACCAGGAGACAUCGGGGGAUUUUGGCAGUGGUGGUGCCGUCAUUCUCCUCGAUGACCAGGAGGAGGAGCCAUCACAGAGCGGACGGAGCCGGCAGAAGAAGAGGCGGGGCCGGAUCCACCCCCGAGGAACCAUUGAGGACGACGAGGACGAGGACGAGGACAAGGAUGACGAAAUCGGCUACAUUUGGUAGCUCCGCUCCAUUUUACUUUGCCAUCAGCUGACCAGGAAACUCCGUUAACUCAGCACAGAUCUGAAGCCAUUCCAGUGUCUCCUCCUCCAGUUACCUUGGUGGCAGUCCAUCUUUUGGCUCCCGAACCUGCUCUUGCAAUCCCCGUCCCUCAUCCGAAUCUCUCUCUUCAGCGAACCUCAUCCGACCUCUUCAUUUCCAAGUGUUUCGCUCUUUCCUCACACAGAAACCAGAGAGCCUAUUAUAUCUCAACAACUGUCAAGCUCCUGUUAGAAUUCCGCUCAAGCUGUCCACUUUCCGCUUCUAUCUUCCCUCAAACCUGCGAUCUUUAACCCGUCUGAAAUGGACCUUUCGCUAUUGUCUCUACUUCCCCCUCUAUCUCCCUUCACUUACUGUCCCUCUCCUUUCUCUGUAUGUCCAUAUCAGAGUCUCUGGUCAGUCUGUGAGCCCAGAUACAUUAGCUGAUGUAUUGGAUGUAAAUAUGUUUCCUCCAGGGAGGCCAGAUUGUGGAUUACCUUCCCUGUUGUUCCAUCAGCGGUUCAUUCUCAUGUUCUGUGUUCCACCGUCGGGCUCCUUCCAGUGUUCAACAAUGUUUCCAUGAAUUUGCUGCCACAGUUCCAGGCUCUGAGAUGCUCCCACUCUGUUAUUUCAUGGAGGAUUGUAAAUUAUUUAAUUGUUGAUCUUGAAUGUUGCAGAAAGCCCAGGAAGCAAUGAGAUUAAUGAUGUAUUGUCGUUGUUGUUGCAUGUUUCUCAUCGUGUUUCUGUAAAAGAGAGAUUUACUUGGCCAGGUCUAGCUCUAUGCAUCUCAAACAGAAAGUGAUGCCUAUUUGGCUGCUACAAUACUUUGUUGCUAUGUUGAUGCUGUCUAGUGUCUUUUUGGUUCUUCUCCCAAUCUCAGGAGGUAGGAAGUUGCAUUGCAGAAUGAUAGCAGUGUAGAAAAGCGAACUGCAAGGCCUACAGCCCAAAUCUGUUGUGUCUCAGCCAGCUAUUCUUUUACUAAUUGGUCAGUAGGGCUGCUGAGGCUUUUUGACUGUGCAUGGACACUAGAGGAAGAAGAAGCUGCUCCUGAGCUGGGAGGACACAUGAAGUCAAGCAGAGAAGAGGCUCUGUUCUGCCUCCCAACAUUGGAUAUGUUCAGUGAUUUGAAAUUGAAAUCUUCACCAUGUCAACUACGUGAACUUUUCUUUGUAACUUUGAAAAUUUAAGUAAAGUGGCACUUUGAGUGUCUUUUGAACCUUA